AUGCAGAGGGGCAAUCACUCAGUGACCGAGUUCAUCCUGCUGGGUUUCACAACAAAUCCCAUGAUGCAGCUGGUCCUCUUUGUGCUGUUUCUGGGAGUCUAUUCCAUGACCUUGUUUGGAAACACCACCCUCAUUGUGCUGAUCUGCCAUGACUCCCGGCUACACACACCCAUGUAUUUUUUCAUUGGAAAUUUGUCUUUUCUGGAUCUCUGCUUGUCCUCUGUCUACACUCCUAAGAUCCUAAUGACCUGCAUGUCUGAAGACAAAAGCAUCUCAUUUGCUGGCUGCCUGUGUCAGUUCUUCUUUUCAGGUGGGUUGGAUUAUACUGAGUGUUACCUGUUGGCUGCCAUGGCUUAUGACCGCUACAUGGCCAUCUCCAAGCCACUGCUUUAUGCUCAAGUCAUGUCCAGAAAACUGUGUGCAUUUUUACUAAUAGCUUCAUAUCUUGGUGGCUUUAUUAAUUCUUUCAUCGGCACCAAAAAAACAUUUUCCUUUGACUUCUGUAGUGACAAUGUCAUUGAUGACUUUUUCUGUGACUUGCUUCCCCUGGUGGAGCUGGCCUGCGGCAGAAAGGAAGGUUACGAGACUAUGAUGUACUUUCUCCUGACCUCCAAUGUCAUCACCCCCGUUGUGUUCAUCCUCGCCUCCUACCUCUUCAUCAUUGCCACCAUCCUGAGAAUACGCUCCACCCAGGGCCGCCUCAAGGCCUUCUCCACUUGCUCUGCCCACCUCAUCUCUGUGACCUUAUACUAUGGCUCCAUUCUCUACAUCUACUCUCGCCCUCAGUCUAGCUACUCUUUGUCUAGGGACAAAAUUGUGUCUGCCUUUUACACUGUGGUGUUCCCCAUGCUGAAUCCCAUAAUCUACAGCUUCAGGAACAAAGAUGUGAAGGAGGCUCUGAACAAACUCUGCAGGUAA
Molecule: messenger RNA, 918 nt
Organism: Ochotona princeps (American pika)
Lineage: Eukaryota; Metazoa; Chordata; Mammalia; Lagomorpha; Ochotonidae
Product: olfactory receptor 9G19-like
Exons: 1
Coding region: 1-918 (305 amino acids)
Biological process (GO): G protein-coupled receptor signaling pathway; sensory perception of smell
Cellular component (GO): membrane
Molecular function (GO): G protein-coupled receptor activity; olfactory receptor activity; odorant binding
Source: RefSeq, a predicted model, not a curated record